Molecule: messenger RNA, 1401 nt
Organism: Xenopus tropicalis (tropical clawed frog)
Lineage: Eukaryota; Metazoa; Chordata; Amphibia; Anura; Pipidae
Product: extensin-like
Exons: 1
Coding region: 1-1401 (466 amino acids)
Source: RefSeq, a predicted model, not a curated record
AUGUCUGACAGGCUCUUCCGGGCAGCGCAGUCAAAGAACCCCCUUCCCCUGCUCCGAUUUAACUACAGAACCGACCCUCCGUCCCACGCGGAACCGACCCACCGUCCCACGCGGAACCGACCCACCGUCCCCCGCGGAACCGCACCCACCUGUCCCGCCGCGGAAACCGAGCCUCCGCUCGCCCCGACGGAACCGACCUACUGUCCCACGCGGCGAACGCUUCCCUCCGUCCCACACGGAACCGUCCCUCCGUCCCACACGGAACCGUCCCUCCGUCCCACACUCCGUCCCACACGGAACCGACCCUCCGUCCCAUACGAACGCUACCCUCCGUCCCACAGAACGCCCUCCGUCCCACCCGGAACCGACCCUCCGUUCCCACACGCAACCGACCCCUCCGUCCCACACGAACCGCCCCCAUCGGAACCGACAUUCCGCUCCCACACGGAAUCGAACCCCCCGCUCCAAACGGAACCGUCCCUCCGUCCCACACGCAACCGUUCCCCUCGUCCACACACUGGAACCGUCCCCACAGAACGCACUCCCUCGUCCCACACUCCGUCCCUCACGGGAACCUGUCCCCCCGCCAUCCGUCCCACACGCGAACCGUACCCACACAGAACGCUCCCUCCAUCCCACACUCCGUCCACACCAGCGCAACCGGACCCUCCCCGUCCCACACAUGCAACCGACCCACCGUCCCGCAGGAACCGACCACCGUCCCCCGCUUGGACCGACCUCCGUCCCCCGCGGAACCGCACCCUCGUCCACGCGGAACCGCUCCCUCCGUCCCACGCCAGGAACCGUUCCCUCCGAUCCCACUGCGCGAACCGUCCCUCCUGUCCCACACUCCGUCCCACACGUGAAACCGACCUCACGCCUCCCACACGGAACCGACCCUCCGUCCCAACGGGAACCCGACCUCCGUACCACCCGGAACCGACCCUCCGUCCCACACGGAACCGACCCUCCGUCCCACACGGAACCGUCCCCCCGUCCCACACGGAACCGACCAUCCGUCCCACACGGAACCGACCCUCCGUACCCAAACGGAACCGUCCCUCGUCCACACUGCGAACCGCUCCCUCCACGGAACCGUUUCCUCCGCUCCCACACGGGAACCCGCUCCCACACAGAACCGUCCCUCCGCUCCCACACUCUCGUCCCUCACGGAACCGCUACCCCUCGUCCCACACGGCAACCGGUUCCCCACACAGAACCGUCCCUCCAUCCCACACUCCGUCCCACACGGAACCGACCCUCCGUCCCACACGGAACCGACCCUCCGUUCCACCCUCCGUCCCACACGGAACCGUCUCUUUGCCCCACACGGAACCGUCCCACACAGAACCGUCUAUUCCUCCCACACAGAACCGUCCCGCCAUCCCUCACAGACAGUAG